This is a messenger RNA of Myotis daubentonii (Daubenton's bat), 1087 nucleotides long. RefSeq names its product tudor domain containing 10 (gene TDRD10). Gene Ontology annotation, molecular function: RNA binding; protein kinase A regulatory subunit binding. Lineage: Eukaryota; Metazoa; Chordata; Mammalia; Chiroptera; Vespertilionidae. Gene Ontology annotation, cellular component: mitochondrion; membrane. The record is from RefSeq and is a predicted model, not a curated record.
UGGGGCAGCCGUGACCGACCCGCAGCGGAACCGUUGGGGAAGAAGGGGGCGAUGGAGGAGCAGACGCCUCUCCGAUUCAAGAAGAGGGAGACCGAGGUGUAUGUUGGCAACCUUCCUGUGGACAUCUCUGAGGAGGAAAUUCGGUACCUGCUGAAGGACUUCAACCCUCUCCGUGUCCAUAGGGUCCAGAGUGGCUACAGAUGCUUCGCGUUUGCGGACCUGGGCUCCGUGCAGAGAGUGGCGCUGGCGAUCCGGGAGCUGAACGGGAAGCUCUUCCACAGCCGGAAACUGUACGUGAAUUCCAGCAGACGCUCUCCCAAGCGGCCCCAGGAGCCGCAGGUGUCGCAGAGGCCUUCCGGUCGAGGAUUUGCUGAAAUCGCUGCUUUUUUCCAGCUCACCCCCAAAGCUCCCAGUGACCCCCGAGAGACAGCGAGACCGAGGACACCCUUAUUUGCAGUCCCCAUGGAAAUGAGAGGCUCCUUCCUGGUGCCGCUCCUGAGGGAAUGCUUCCGCGACCUGGGCUGGCUGGCCACCAUCUGCCACACGGGCGGGGACGUGGGGCUGCUGGUGACCAGUAUUGUCCCUCGGACCCCGUUCUUCUGGGCCAUGCACGUCACGGAGACUCUGCACCAGAACAUGCAGGCGCUCUUCAGCACCCUGGCCGAGGCGGAGGAGCAGCAGCCCUACCUGCAGGACGCAGCCGUGCAGCGCGGGGCCCGCUGCCUGGCCGAGUACCACCUGGGCACGUACGGCCGGGCCUGGAACAGGUGCUGGGUAGUGGACAGGGUGGAUUCCUGGGCUGUGGUCUUGUUCGUCGACUUUGGCCAGUCGGCCACCGUCCCGGUGCAGUGUCUGCGCAGCCUGGACAGUGAUGACUUCUGGACCAUCCCCCCUCUCACCCAGCCUUUCAUGCUGAGGAAAGGCAUUUUGAGUUCCUAUCAGCAGACCCAUCACAUCCUCAAAGGGAGAAUCACCGGUGCUUUGAACUUGGAGCCACAAAUCCUGAAGUUUGAAGAGUUAAGAUGAUGUGGCUAGCAUCAGCUCCCUCCCUCAAAUAUUCUUCCUGCCCCCUCCCCUUCCCCUCCCU